Messenger RNA from Cornus florida, 4180 nucleotides. RefSeq lists its product as uncharacterized. The transcript is spliced from 2 exons. The coding region runs from base 942 to 1889 and encodes 315 amino acids. NCBI's taxonomy places the organism in Eukaryota, Viridiplantae, Streptophyta, Magnoliopsida, Cornales, Cornaceae. The record is from RefSeq and is a predicted model, not a curated record.
UUCUCUGUCGCAUCUGGGCCAGCGAUCGCCGCUGGGUUUUUCUCCGAGAUCGCGGCUGUACAACUUUCCAGCAUCGGCUGGGUCUUUCCGGCGGGUGUCUUAAUCGCUGUAUUUCUCCGACGAGGUUGGGUCGCCGAGAUUACAUCGCCGCGGCUGGUUUUUCUUUUCCGGCGCGUUUGGCUUGGUUCUCUGGCGUCUGCGGUUGUUGGGUCGCCGAGAUUACAUCGUCGCGGUUGGUUCGUUCGCCGGCUUGUUCGCUUCACCUGCAGUUUAGGCGUUGGGUUGUGGAUUUCGCCGACUGUGGGUUACGUUUGAGGCUGUUGGGUAGAAAUUUCGCCGGCUUGUUCGCUGCGCUGGCGACGCGGCUGUUCGUCUUCCGGCGUCGCCUCUGUUCGUCUUUCUGGCGUCCCAUCUGUUCCUUUUCCAGCGAUUCGCGGCUAGGUUCGUCAACGAUUCGCGGCUGGGUCGUUCUCCGGCGAUCUCGGCUAGCACCAGCGAUCUGUUUCGUCCUCCGGCGUUGCGGCUGCUUCUUCUUCAGCGAUUCCGGCGUCUGGUUCUUCCAACAGCGAUCGCGGCGGCUCUUUCCGGCAAUUCCGGCUGGGCUUAAAUUCCGGCGCUGUUUGAGACUCGCCCUUUAUUUUUCCGGCGUUGCAACUGGCUGUUCCCUCCAGCGAUUUUGGCUAGAUUUUGAUUUGGUUUCUUCAUCGAUUCCGGCGGCUUUUGACUGGGUUUUCUCCGGCAAGUAUGUGGAGACUCCCAAAGUUGUGUGGCGCAACAAACGUUUGGAUUUUGAGACUACCUUCGACAUUGAAGGUACGUUUCGCCACAAUGACACGACUGAAUGGGCGGUGUUAGAAUUUGAAAGGAGGCGUUUGUCCUGCCUUUUUAGACCAGCUGCAGAGGUUGUCUAUCCCCGUAUUGUGCGCUUGUUUUAUCAGAAUAUGGAAUGGUUUAGUGAUGCGCCGGACAUAUUAGUUACAACCAUUGAUGGUGUCCGAAUUCACUUUGGUGUCUUGGACAUAGCCCAGGCAUUAGGGUGUCCACAUUUGUGCCCCACUGACUUGCUAGCAGAGAAUGGGGAGCUACGUUUUGGCAAAUUCUCGAAAAAACCUACUGUACAUUCUAUUCUUAAAGAUAUGUGUGACGGGAAGUAUGGUGACAAGAAGAAGAAGAAUUGUGCCAGCAAGUCCUCACUACCUAAGGAUAUGUGGUUUUUCGAUCAGGUUCUGAAACGGAAUGUUUUUCCAAUAGGUCAUAAGGUACAGCGGGGACAAGAGUUCUUAAUAGCGUUGUAUGCUAACCACACUGGAACAUGGUUUUCUGUUCCAGCUUUCGUCUUUAACCAGAUGCAUAAAUACUGGAAGCAUUUAGUGGCGAGUGGGGAUCCGAAUGCGAAAAAAUGGAAACUUCCGUUUCCGUAUCUUAUUACCCAGCUCCUUGUCCUUCGGCGCUUCGUGGUUGAUAAUGAUGAGAUCUCUGAGGCUCCACGGGUGACUUUUAGGCUAGCACAGUGGAACUUAAGCCUUUCUGAUAUGCCUAGUGCCAAGAAGGAAGGUGAUGGCAUGGUAGCAGGUACUAAAGAGGACGUGAAUAACCUGGUUGAGGACGUUGUUGGGAGGUCUGAGGACCAGAUUGCUGAUGGUGCUACUUAUGAGAUAGCACCGGCUGUGUCACCACAUGCAAAUGAGUCUGCAGGGGUGACUAGGGCAGAGUUCAAUGCCAUUGUGGGGCAGUUGAGGACCGAGUUGGCUGAAUCUCGAGAGCAGCAUAGAGUCGAGCAUGCUGAGCUUAUACAGCAGCAUACCACUACCCAGCGCAUGCUACGAGAUCUAUAUGAGAUUGUUUCAUCGAGUCUCCCACGCACUUCCACAUUGCCACCUGAUGCAUGAUUUCUUUUGUCUAUUUUAAGCUGUUCAGAUUUUUUGCAAAGUAUCAUUCCGUCUUGCUAGAGACGUUAAACUUAGCCCAUUAUUUAUUUAUUUUCUAGGUUGUAUAUACAUGUUUUUUUUUCUUUAUUUCUUUUAAAAUAAAAUUAAAAAAAAAAAAAAAACAAAACAAAGCAAACAAAAAAAAUAAUAAUAAUAAAAAAUAAAAAAUUUCAAAAAUAUGUGUUCCCGUUAUGCCCUUCUGCUUAGUUAUGCUUGUUUUCAUCUUUUACAAAGGGCUUGAUAUCAUAUCUCUUUACAUCUUAUUCUAUAUUGUUUUAGAAUGUAUGCUUUACUUAUCCCAUUUGAUGUUUGAUGUGAGUUGCUAGUGUGGCUUUUCUAGUAGGUUUUUGCAUCCAAGUUUGGGGGAGACCUCUUUCGUCAUGGAUCAUUGCCGGGCGUCAUUAACUUUUGCCAUCACGGUAUACUCUUUCCAUUUCUUUCAUUGUUCUCAUUGCACAUUGAGGACCAAUGUGUAGUUUAAGUUUGGGGGUAAGGUAGCCUUGUUACAUUCUACUUUAAGUUGAGCUUUAAAUGCAUGAUUGAGAUUUGAGAUGUAUUUGGCAAUGAUUUUGAACUUUUGAAGCAUAGUACUUUUAAAAAACAAGUUGUUAAAGUCUAAUACUUCUUGUAUGCUCUAGGAUGCCAUUUAGGGGUAAAUUUUUAAUUUUUGAUAUCAUAUUUGGUCUUGUGGUACACAUCAUCUUGUUGGUUGAAAAUGCUUUAAGAGUUGAUUCUAGAAUUCUACACUUGCACUUGCGCACACUAGCAUUCAAUUUGUGGGGUACAUGCUUAGUUGAUUAUUGUCUUGGUUUAUCCCAAUUGAGCUAGUAUGCUUUGGAAGCUUUCAUUCUUGAUAAAAUGACUUUGCAAAGAAAAAAAAUAAAAGCACUCACCAAAGGUGAGGAAAAAAAAAAAAAAAAAAACAGCAUUAUUUCAACAUGUCAACUGAUUAAAAAGGAAGACAAGGAAAGAAUGUAAGAUGUAUGAUUAGUUUGAGUUCGUAGCCUAGUCAUUCCGAGUCAUUACGCCCUUAGGAGUGUCUUUACACUUAACGCCCUAAGACCAUCUGGUUUGGGAGUCGUUGGCUCAACGCUUGUUACAUGGGGUGAUUAGAGAGCUUAAGGAACUUGGACAUUGCACAUGGUCAUACAUAUAUAUAUAUAUAAAAUUGAUGAAAUCAAAUAAAAAAAAAAAUGUUUGAUUGAAUAACAAGGUUCAUUGAAUGUCUUGAUGUCUGGUACUAUAUUUGUAUGCUAGUUUGAGGGUAAGGCUAUGCCAUUACUUUGAUUUGCUAGGAUAGCAACACAUUUUGAUGCCGGUUCACUAAAAAAGGAUGAUAAAAUUGAUUCAAUUUGCAUGAUUAACUUGCUUGAUGUGUGGAGGACCAUUUUUGCUUACAUGAUGUUGAAAUAUUAAGAAUAGCUUAGAAAUGGCAGAAAUUUGCAUACUUGAAGUAGUCUACUUUAAACACUUAUUUGAUAUGUGUUGUUACUUCUCAAGUAAGAAAGAGCUGUUGAUGUUUGUGGGUACCAUUUCUGAAAACCCUCACGAGACUUCACUCGUCCACUAGGGGUAACCUAGGGGUUUAAAAGGCUUGUUGCAUAUGCUAAAUGCAACCGUGAUCCCUACGAAAGUGGUGUUAUCUUUAUUUGCUUAAUUAGUUCAUAGUUGUAUAUAUGUUUGUUUCAUUUCCAUGUUAUAGUUCAUUGCUAGGGACUAGCAAUAUCUAAGUUUGGGGGUGUGAUAAGUGCUUAAAUGUUGCACAUUUCAGCACCUAAGCUAGGGUAUUUCAGUCUUUACAUCUAUCUUAAGUUUAUGUUUUAGUCCUAAUUUAUGUUUAUGUGUAUUUCAGGGCAAUAAAGUUAAAAUGAGCUAAGAACGGUCCAAUUAAGCCUUUUUGGAGUUAAGCAAAGAUUUUCAGAAAAUGGCACAAAGCGGUCAAUCUCGGGCCUUUGAUGAUGUUCCCAAAGAUGGAGAAGCAAACCAAAUAGCCCGGGACAAAAAUGGAGUUGAAUAAGGCUUAAAGGAAUUUUCCAACUCUGGGGGAUCGAUCCCCCAGGGUGGGGGAUCAAUCCCCCAGGACUUGGCAACAUUGCAUAUUUUUAUUUUAAUGUUUGGGCUUAUUUUGUAACCUAGUGGGCUUUAAUAGGUUUAUUACUUAAGCCCAGUGAGGCCCAUUGUUUUUAGGGUUAGUAUUUAUUAGUUUAGUGAUUUAUUAUUUGGAGAAUGAAGUUUUGAUUAUUUUUUUUUUU